Molecule: messenger RNA, 1528 nt
Organism: Phalaenopsis equestris
Lineage: Eukaryota; Viridiplantae; Streptophyta; Magnoliopsida; Asparagales; Orchidaceae
Product: ribonucleoside-diphosphate reductase small chain-like
Exons: 1
Coding region: 282-1298 (338 amino acids)
Biological process (GO): deoxyribonucleotide biosynthetic process
Molecular function (GO): oxidoreductase activity
Source: RefSeq, a predicted model, not a curated record
UCUUUUCAUUUCGGCCUAUUUCAAAUUCCAAUGACCGCCCAACUCUCCUGUAGCCAUCCCUGCUUCCUUAAAUCAGCCCAUCAGCGAUUCUCGUUCACAAUGCUAUCUCUGUCGCCGGCUCCUCGCAACACAUUUCGCCACAACGCUCCAUUAAAGCUGCAGCCGCAGGCGGUGCUCCGAUUUCCAUCUUCUUCUCCUGCAAGCCAUUCAUCCAUUCACGAGAGCUCUAAAAAGUUUCCCAACCCUACCCUUUCCAUUGUCAACAUCUUCGACCUCCAGACAUGCCGCUGUUACCUACUCCUUCCGGAAUCUUAGAGAAAGAAGAACCCCUCCUAGCUCCGAACCCCGAUCGCUUCUGUAUGUUCCCGAUCCGCUACCCUCAGAUUUGGGAGAUGUACAAGAAAGCAGAGGCCUCUUUCUGGACUGCGGAAGAGGUCGAUCUCUCACAAGACGUUCGGCAAUGGGAUCACACCCUCACCUCUGACGAGCGCCACUUUAUCACCUACGUCCUGGCCUUCUUCGCCGCUUCUGAUGGUAUCGUGCUGGAGAACCUCGCCGGACGCUUCAUGCGAGAGGUUCAACUUCCGGAGGCGCGCGCUUUCUAUGGCUUCCAGAUCGCCAUCGAAAACAUUCACUCCGAGAUGUAUAGUCUUCUCCUCGAGACCUACAUCAAGGACUCCACCGAAAAAUCCAAUCUUUUUCGCGCCAUCGAAACCGUACCCUGCGUCGCCCGUAAGGCUCAGUGGGCACUGCGCUGGAUUGACGCCUCUGAAUCAUUUGCUGAGCGGAUUCUCGCUUUUGCGUGCGUCGAAGGUAUUUUCUUCUCCGGCAGCUUCUGCGCCAUCUUCUGGCUCAAGAAGCGCGGUUUGAUGCCAGGUCUCACUUUUUCUAACGAGCUCAUCUCUCGUGACGAGGGACUCCACUGCGACUUUGCUUGCCUUCUGUAUAGCCUUCUGAUCAACAAGAUUUCGGAGGAGAGGGUUCGGGAGAUUGUUGCCGAUGCUGUAGAUAUUGAAAAGGAAUUUGUUUGUGAUGCACUCCCCUGCGCUCUUGUGGGGAUGAACGCAGAUCUAAUGAGCCGCUAUAUUGAAUUCGUGGCAGAUCGGCUUGUUGGAGCUCUGGGCUAUGACAAGAUGUAUGGUGUAUCGAAUCCAUUUGAUUGGAUGGAACUCAUCUCGCUGCAGGGUAAGACUAAUUUCUUUGAGAAGAGGGUUGGGGAGUAUCAGAAGGCGUCCGUGAUGUCGAGCAUAAAUGGUAAUGGCGGAAACCAUGUGUUUAUACUAGAUGAAGAUUUCUGAAGCCUGACCGAAGGUCUUGUUAUGUAUUAAAUUAUUUACUUCUCCUUUUUCUUGAUGAAGAAUGAUGGGUGCUUGUUAUAGUUUGAUUGUUGCUUAUAUGAUAUCAUCUCCGCUUCUCCAUGUAGGAGUGCCGAUAUGGUGUUUGAUGAAAUGCAUAAAUGAUCAAUAGUUGAUUAAAUAUUGCAAAUUUCGUUAGCUUGUUGCCAAGUUUCUGGCAUGCGAUAUUUCCA